UAUAACUCAAACAGGCAGACGCACAACAAGUGAAUGAAGUCUGCAGGACAAGACAUUGAGCUGGGUGGGAGAUUCUUCUCUUUGUCCUGCUGUAAUUGCUUCAGAAUAGAUUGUAGGGGACACUGUGGCCCCUCCUUGGUUGUUUGAAGCAGCAGAUAGGGUCGAGUCACACAUCCAAAGACUUGUCCUUUGGGAGAUUACCAGCUCCUUGGCCAUAGCUGGAGGAUAGUUUACGAUUUCUGGAGAGCUGUCUGUCCAUGAGGUGAUAUUUGCUCUGAUCAGGAUCAUCUCUUAAUCUAAGAUGGCGGUUUCCUAUUUGUGUGUGUUGCUGUUAGCAACAGGACUCUGUUUGUGUUCCACAAUGAAAGUGCGACGGACAUUUAGAGACCCGAGUGGCAAGAAACUUCAACAUAUAGCCCUUCAUGCUCAAACAGGGAAUAUAUUUGUAGGUGCUACCAACAGGCUGCAUAAACUCUCUUCCGAACUGUUUCUCAUUCAGAGUGCCUCAACAGGACCAAGGGAGGAUAACUCUCAGUGCCCGCCACCAUUACUUCCUUGCAAGGAAGAAAAAAGAGAAACUAAUAGCCAAACCAAAGGAUUAGUCAUUGACUCUAUGCAAAACUCACUUAUUUUAUGCUCUAGUCUUUUUCAUGGAUUUUGCCAAAAGGUUUCACUGAAAAAUAUCACCCAUGUUGAAAAGUUAGUCCACAAGCCUGUGGUGCCUAAUGAUAAAUCGUCAAGUGUCAUGUUCAUUGCACCCAGUGUGAAUUCGGAACCUGCUUUGUACAUUGCAGCGACCUACAGCAGUAAUGGAAUGAGAGUAUAUCGGGAUAUGGUUCCAAGUUUAAGUAGCAGACGACUAACUGACCUGGAAUUUUCUUAUCGGGAUUCUUUUGGAGCAACCAAGAAAAACAUAUUGGAAAAGUUCCGUACAACCUAUAAAAUUCGUUUUGUGGAUGGUUUCUCAUAUGAAGGAUUUGUCUAUUUUGUGUCUGUGCAGAAAGAGAAUGUAAAUUCAACCAGGUAUAUAUCCAAGAUCAGCCGAAUUUGUCAAGAGGACAAGUACUUUUAUUCGUAUGUAGAGCUGCCAUUUUUCUGUGAAAAUGCAAGUGGUCAGAGGUAUAACAUCAUUCAGGGUGUGCACCUUCAUGAGGGAAAGCUGUACACAAUCGUCUCACAGAACAUCAGCUCUUCCACAAUGCCACCAGGAACUUCUGCAUUUUGUGACUAUGACUUGGCAGAGAUUAACCAACUGUUCAACAAGACAGUCAGCGACUGCUUUCAGGGCAAAGGGACAAUUGGACCAGAGUUCUACACACAGAGACACACCUGCAAGAAAACUGGGGCACCUGUUGACGUGUGUGGCCAGUCUGAUGUUGCUGAAGCCUAUUCCUCCAUCGAAGGCUCCUUGGCGGUGCGGUCAUCACCCAAACUUGAGAUGCCAGACACAGAUGCAUCUGCCUUGUUCGUCAGACAAGAAGGCAGACACCUCAUUUGUUACAUUGGGACUUCUGCAGCAGAAAUUAGCAAGGUGUUGGUGACAAAGGACACUGCUGAUGUUGUGGAUACUCUUAAGACCCGUGGGCAAAUCAAGAAGAUUCUCCAGGCUUCUGACAUGCAUGAACUGAUCAUCCUGACUCCAGACAAGGUUGUGCUGUUGUCGACUGACCACUGUGGGGACCAUGCCAGCUGUGAGGACUGUAUGACCGUGUCAGAUCACAUUUGUGGCUGGUGUGUCAUGCAGAAUAGGUGCAUCUCAGCAGACAGGUGUCAAUCAUCAGCAAUCACUCCUCAUUGGCUGGCAUCAGAUGACCAAUCAUGUGCUAGCAUUAAAAACAUCCAACCAGAAAUGUUCAGCUUUGAGAGUCUAGAAAACAAGCAAGAUUCAAAGCAGAUCACAUUUGAGCUGGACAAGGUUGCUGUCCAACAGAAGAACAGUGAUGACCUCCAAUGUUUGUUUGUUGCUGGGGAAACAAGGCAUGGAACUCAAGCGUCUCUAAAGAAUGACAGGAUUACCUGCCCCUUGCCUGAGAAGGACCGCCUGCCAACCAUCCCUCAUGGUAAGGCGAAUAUCCCACAACCAUCUCUAAAAGACCACCAGAACCUGGUGCUGCAGUUCCAUGUCCAGGGCCGAUCCAUCGUCACCCGCAGCGUUGCUGUCUAUGAUUGUCGGGUUCAUCAAAACUGUACUGGGUGCACAUCCAGCACCUUCCAGUGUCAGUGGUGCCCUGCCUCUAACACCUGUAUCAAGGACUCCUCCACCUGCCAGACUGGCAAUGCUGUGUCCUCAUCCGACUCUUGUCCUCGCAUUGAAACGGCUGCGGCAGACACAGACAUCCUUGUCCACUCCAUGGAGAAGAAACAGAUUGCUGUCAGAGUCCGAAAUCUGCAGGGGGAUCAGACCAAAAACAUGAAGUGUCACUUCAGUUACCUGGGAGAGACCAAGGUUGUCGAGGGAACGAUCCAAUCCACCAGUCUCACCUCGAGCCCUGUCAAGUUCGCGUACAACAGCACUGUCUUGCCAUAUGUGACAGCCUCAUUCAGUGUUACAGCAGGCGGGAGUGACUUCCCCUUGGACAACCCCAGCGGCAUCAAAGUUCGCAUCUACAAGUGCCCGCUGAUGGUCACCAACUGCGGCAAAUGUCUGAGUAUGGACGCUGAGUACAACUGUGGCUGGUGCGAGUACAGCUGCACUCUUCAGAAACACUGCAAGGGAAAAUGGCUGGACCGCUCCGAGACCUGCCCCAACCCACAGAUUCUCAGGUUCAGCCCAGCUAAUGGACCAAUCCAAGGCAAAACAAACAUAUCCGUGACUGGCAUCAACCUCGGCAAGGCAUACACGGACAUCACCAGCGAUGUCACGGUGGCAGGCAUCAAGUGCACCGUCAUCCCUGACCACUAUGAACCCUCAUCCAGGUUUACCUGUGAGACUGACAAGUCCAGUUCAGCUGCUAGUGGUACAAUCAAGGUGACAGUGGAUGGGGAAUACACAGCUGAGUCGGACUCACCCUUCCACUUCGUUGUGCCCUUGGUGCAGGAUAUUAAACCCGAACAGGGCCCCAAAUCUGACGGAACAGUCAUCACCAUCACUGGCUUGUAUAUGAACACAGGCAGCAGCACAUCAGUCAGUCUGGCCGGGGCACCAUGUGAGGUGGUCAGAUCCAACAAGACUGUGAUUGAGUGCAAGACCUCACAACAUGUUUCCGAUAACGACAAGGUCGACGUUGAGGUCAACUUUGGAGGCUUGAAGAAGCUGGUCCCAAAGCCAUUUGAAUACAUCACGGACCCAACCAUCUCCUUGAUUGAACCAAAGAGUGCCAUUCUCAGUGGCGGGACGUCCAUCACCGUCAUUGGGCAGGACCUGAAUCUCAUCCAGAACCCCAUGUUAUUCACCACACAUGGAGGAAACAUCUACACUUCGAAAUGCCAGAAUGACAACAAGUUCCAGAUGGAGUGUCCUGUUCCUGGAAUCCCUGCUCAAGGUUUGAACGUGUCGGCCACCAGCCCGCUGGAAGUGCAUUAUGGGUUCCACAUGGAUGGUGUAAUGACCUUGAAGAACAUCUCUCACCUUGCCCAGUUUGGCCUUCUCAUGUAUCUCCCUGACCCUGAGAUAUACAAGUUCCCCGGAGAAACCCACACCAAGAACUACAUCAAGAAGGACCACUUGUCCAUCAAGGGAGAUUUCCGCAGUAUCCCGCCACUGAUGUCCAACGUUGUAGUGUAUGUUGGCCAGGACGUGUGCCUCAAUCCCGCUGCCACGGAUACAGCCAUCACUUGCCGCCCCCCAAGUUUACCUAGAGGCAUUGACAGCAGUGGCAAGGCACUGGUCAGGGUCCAGAUUGGGAACAUCAACCGUCAGGUUGGCUACCUCCAGUACUACGACACGUCCAGUCAGGACAAACCAAUCGCUCUUGGUGUCAUCCUGGGUGUCGUACUCCCCAUCCUCGCAAUCAUUGUCCUGCUCACCAUCUGCGUCAUCCGUCGUCAUCGUAAACACGGCCCCAGUGAGAACUACAUCCCUGACGUGCUGAAGGAUUACGAGGGCAAGAAGGAGGAAGAAGAGAUUGGCAUGAACCAUGUGUCUGUCAAGGCGGACAUGAAUGGACAGAUGACUGAUGAUAAAGACUCGGGUCCGUACAUCGCAGAGCUACUGGGGAAGUUUGAAGACACAGCACUCCGUCAGAAUAUCAGCUCCAUGUUGAUAGCUCGCAGUCGGCUGGACAUUGGCGAACUUAUCGGAAAAGGCAACUUUGGUGCCGUCUAUAAGGCGCAGUAUCAACGGACAGAUGAUGAGAAACCAGUACAGGUGGCUGUAAAGACACUACAAGGUAAGAACACAGAGGUGGAAGCCAUGCAGGCAUUCCUCCAAGACACAGUACUUCUCAAGGAUCUGCAGCACCCGAACAUCCUGUCCGUGGUGGGCGUAUGUGUCACUGCUAGCGACGACCCCACUGUCAUCAUGCCAUUCAUGGCAACUGAAGAUCUCAAAAACUUCAUCCGGGAACCAUCUAAGAAUAUAACAGUAUUAGAACUAGUAGAUUUUGCCCGCCAGAUAUCAGAGGGGAUGACAUAUCUAGAAGGCGUGAAAGUUGUCCAUAGGAACCUAGCUGCCAGAAACUGCAUUGUUACCCCAGAGAAGACAAUCCUUCUGACUGAGUAUGGUAUCACAAGAGCACUGUUCCCACAAGACUUCUACUUCGGGGAAGACAGCAGUGUCAAGGUGCUGCUCAAAUGGAUGGCACCGGAAGUUAUUGACGACUUCAACUUCUCCAGCAAGUCAGAUGUGUGGGCAUAUGGUGUGGUGAUGUGGGAGCUGCUGACAAGGGGAGUAACUCCGUACCCAGACGUGGACAGUGCUGAUCUUCCUGCCUACAUCAAGGGAGGCAAGCGGAUGAAGAAACCAAAACAGUGUCCAGAAAACAUGUACCAGCUAAUGCAGAAAUGUUGGACGGAGAAACCAGAAGACCGACCCACAUUCCAGGGUGUUCAGGAUGAGCUCAAGACCUUCCUGCAAUCAGAUGAAAGCGUGGACGAAGGGGCGGAGUCAAAGCCACUCAUGAGCAAUGUCGAUAUUGGUGGAUCAACUGAGUACUUGGAAGUGAUUGGCUAAUUUGGGACUAUCUUUACUUUGAAGACCUUCCCCCUGCAAUAAAUUGCCAUACAGACUGUUCAGGGAUCAACUAUAUUGCCAUGAUGAGUUGCUGGAAGACGUCAGAUUUGAAUCUCAUAUCAAAACAGAUGACACUUUGAUAAUCUUAAUGAAUGAUGUUUCAGAUAGUGUCAUUUGAUUGGCUGAAAUAUACUCUUGUAAAUUCCAUGUUUGGCUGCAGUUUGAAAUAAUCUAUUUAGUUGUUAACUAAAUGUUGAAAGAAAUAUGUCAUGACAAAAAAAGGCUUUGUAGGUACAGAUAACACAGUGAGAAAAAAGUGUACAAAGAGGAAAUAUUCCACUGCUGACAAAAGAUAUUGUUCACAUUAAACUAAACACAUGUUUACAUGUGAAACAAGAAUUCCACAAGCGGGUGUACCCAGUCAUGAGGCAUCAUUCUGUGAUGUCCUUUGUACAAGGGGCUUAUGAAAAUGGACUCGGAGAAUUGCAGAUUUCUCUGAAAAAUGAUUGAUAUUGAAGCGUGACAUUAAUGUGUGCCUCUGCAGUGUUUAGUGGAAGUCACAUGAUGCAAACUGGGGCCACAGUUUAAUACCGGUAACAUGUUGAUGCAUUUUACAACAUUUUUUUAUUUUUUAGUUUUACAUGAUCCUUAACUUACUGAUGGUGCUAUGGACCUAGUUUGAUAAGACAGUGCAAAACCCAACAUAGGUACUUUUAUUAUAUAUACAUCUGGAUCUGGUUUCGCUCUGGGAGUAGCAGUAUCCUCUCUUGAAAGUAACUACAUUGGAGGUUCAUUAACUUUUGUUAUUCUUUUAUCUUUUCUUUAUUGUGUUUUCUUAAUUUCUUAACCAUUAAAGACUUAAGAUCUGACUCAAGGGCCUGUGAAAAUGGGGGAACUUUAGGUUUAUGUUAAUCUGUGUCAUUUACUUAAAACCUCAUCACCAAUUUAUGUAUUUUAACAGUUUUCCUGACCACAACUAAAUCAGCAUUAAGCUUGACAUCAAAUCAAACAUAUUUUUAGUGAUUACUUUUGAUAUCUUUUUUUAAGAGUUUUUUAAUAUUUUCAGAUAUGGAGAACAAAAUACAUUUUCAAUUCUCUGUUUUUCCGUCCGUGAAACUUCUUUUAUAUUCAACUAGCAGCUGUUGUUUGUGGGAAUUAAUUAUUCACUCAUUACCUUCGUGAUAGAAUUAUAAGACUUUCAUUAACAGUGAUUCUACUGAUGACUUUAAUCACAUUCUUUUUACUCAAAAUCGGACAACAGCAGCUGUCAAUAGUUGGAAUUAUGCACAAAAUCCUGCAAUAAUUUGAACUGCCUCAUUUGAUGAACUUGGAUGCAUUUGUCAUAUUGAGUAGUCUCCCUUUGUUGUACAUUUCAAAUUCUGCUUUAAAAUGGCUUUGUCCAGGUUAAUUAUGGUGCAUGUGUGAUAUGUGAAAUACAGCCUUUUGAUGGAGGUACAAGUAUUUUUCAGUAGAUAGUUAGGUGUGUUUGAAAUAUUCUAUUCUUUUAGAAUCCCAACACUGAAGGAAGGUGUUACUCCAGAUUGUGCUUAAAGUCAAUGGGAGAUAACUCUAGAUGAGAAUGGCUGAACCUUCAUCCUUCUUGUAAAACAGUAAGCAGUAGAUGUGCCCAGUGUUUUCUAUGUAAGAUAAUCACAUAUUUAUUUUUAUGUCUGUGGAGGUCUACCAGUGAAGUUAGAACAAUAUUCAGACCUAUCAAAAAACGCUGAAUUUUAAAUUGUAAAUCUGACUGAAUGAUCAACGAUCAGACCUAAUACACUAUUUCAAGGGGCUGAAGCUGAUUCUGUAAUGAUCAGACUUCUCAUUAUCAUGUCAACUAAAGAUUUAUCACAGAAGGAUCACAUUAUUCCUAUUCUUCUCUUUACUUGGUAAAGGGUAGAUUUGAAUAUAUUUGGAAUACAUUGUGUCUGUGACAUUACAUAGGGCUGAAUAUGUUGGCUGUGUUGGAAGUUGUACUAGUGUACUUACUUUAGAAUGUGUGUAGACUGUGGGAUAUUCUCAGGCUGCAUAGAAGCUCUGUGUUAGAAAUGAAAUCAUGUUGUAAACAUCUCCCACUAAAAGUAAUCAUGUGCUAUCAAACUGCCAACUACUUAAUACAACCAGUAUUGCAUGUGAUACGAUAUUCUCAAGGAUUCAUCUCUUCACAAGCAUCUGUCACAUUCUUUAACAAACUGGGUUGGCGUGAACGAUGCUGCUUCAUAAUGCAUAAUGAAUUUUACCCUUUGACAAAGGCAUCUGGAAAAUUUAUUUUAUAUUGCGCAAAUAUUGGUUGAGAAAAACAUGAUUGAGUUUAAUUCUAUUACAUUGUAAACUAUACAAAUUUAAUGAGUUUAUAUAUAAUGCUGCAGUGCUCUCAUAAACCUGGAUAAAAUAUUUUCAUAACUCUUGCCAAAUGUUUUUAACUUUGAGGAAAAGAUUUAAAUAUUUUUAUGAUGUGCUUCCACUUUUGGUAUUUUUGUACAAGUUUAGUAAGUCCUGUGUAUUUACUUCUGUGUACAGCAAUAAAAUUGUGUACUCUUUGAUCCAUCAUCACCAAAGUAACAUGUUUUGCUGAAUAAGCGUAUGUUUAUUGGCAACAUGUACACAGUCUAUUUUCUAGAGUGCAUGAGUGUGAUAAGGAAACUCACUCAAAACAUCAGUGAGUUGUGUUCUGAAUAAGGAUUGAUACAAUCUGGAUCAGUUUCAGUUAGACUGACCUGAGUAGAUGAUGGUGUCCUGAUCUAUGAACUGUAUCAAUUUUUGUAAUUGGUUAAACCUCAAUUAAUUUGCAAAAUUUAGAUGUUUGCUCAACUAGUUUGUGUUCAUAUCUUGUAUAGUUGUGUAUGAAUAAAUGAACUUUGUACCUCACAAACUUCCAUGGUAUCAUGAACUUGAAGUUAAAAAAAUCUUAUGCUACUGGGUGUCACCUCUGGAAACCAAAAUGGCAUGAUCCAUUUUCUUGGUAGGAUGGUACCAUGGUAGUUUUGUGUGGGUGCCAGGUUCCUGUGUAUACAUGUGAUGGCAGAUGUGUGAGAACAGUAGUCUAGCUGUAGAUCUAUGCACUGUAAUGUCAGUUGAUAUUUCUACUUUUAUGGUGCUUACCGAAGCUCGUGUACAUAGGUCCGAUGCGCUUUUAACCACAUAUGUAAUGUGCUUCAUACAACCUUUGUCUAUAAUCAAAGCAAUCUUAGUGACAUUUUGACUAAUUUAUGAUGUUUUUAAUUUUAUAUGGCUUUUGAUAAAUAAAAGCUAAGCUUUGUA
Molecule: messenger RNA, 8368 nt
Organism: Haliotis rubra (blacklip abalone)
Lineage: Eukaryota; Metazoa; Mollusca; Gastropoda; Lepetellida; Haliotidae
Product: plexin-A4-like
Exons: 29
Coding region: 302-5110 (1602 amino acids)
Biological process (GO): regulation of cell migration; regulation of cell shape; regulation of GTPase activity
Cellular component (GO): semaphorin receptor complex
Molecular function (GO): ATP binding; protein binding; semaphorin receptor activity
Source: RefSeq, a predicted model, not a curated record